AUGUCCCAAGGACGUCGUGAAGCACGCCGCGAAGCACGUCGAGCAGAGUCUCCGCCAGAUCCACGAGGCCGUCGUCGCCGUCGUUUGAAUUCAUCUUCGAUUGCGAUUGACCAACCGCGUCCAACUGAAUUUGUUUCCUCUUGGCUUGAACAACAAGACUUGACUCGAUCGGGUGUGCCAGCGCAAACAACGCCCUUGACCAAUUUUCGCAUGUUCCCUUCAACACAACUACGCGCAACAAGUCACCCCAAUUUCUUGAACUCGGCGCUUGAGCAAGAAACCACACACAGUGUCGUCAGCAUGCGGGAUCACAACACCACAAUGCAAUACAAUGAUGCUGGUCCAUCUUCUGCAUAUCACCCACCCGCUGUUGAUAUUGACGCCGACGAUCUUUCAACCUCAGCCCCUAUCGGCGAUCGCUCAAUGAACUCUCGACGCAGCGGACCUCUCUUGAACAUGGCUCUGUCCGCCGCUGACAGCGACGACAUAUCAUCUGACACCUCGGAAAGCUCACAGGAAGGAGGUGUGAGACUGUGGUCUUCUCACGGCGCAUAUCCUCUUGCUCGCUCUACGGGUGUUGAAAACAACCCAUUGCAGUCGAGUCAAUUCCCUCGUCAUGUCUGGGGUGCGCGCAACAUCGAUAUCGGACUGGCCUGUGAAGACGAACGUUCGGCCAAGAAACCAACCUAUCCCGAAAAUCCUGCACUUCUCCUCGUCUACCAGUUGGAUCGCAAUACGCCUGAGCCUACUCUGCGCUUCUUGCCAUUCAUUUCCGUAUCACAGAAGAGAAAGAACAAGAGCAAGAACAAGCGUUUCAUGAUCCAACCCUCGCACAAGCAAAGCAUUGACGCUUCUCAACUGACGGCCAGAAGAGCACAAUGGGUUCCUGGUGAGUUUCCCGUUGAACUCUUCGAACUCAUCAACCAAUACCUGUCCCGCGAUGACAUCAAGUCGAUGCGUCUGGUAAGCAAGGAGUUUGAGCGUGGUGUGUCAGGCUCUCUGUUUGACACUGUUGUUGUUCCAUUCAACACGGAACUCUACGAGAUGAUUGAGCAGAAAGUGGUGAAGCGCGACCUCAAGGGCAAGCGCAGAGCCGACGAUCCCAUCAACCACUUUGUCAACCUGGACCCUGGCUCGCUACUUUGGAAGAACGCCUUGGACGACACAGAAGAUAAGGUCUAUCGCGGUCAUGGUCUCAAGGUUUUUGAAGGGUUUGGCCACCACAUUCGUCGCUUCGGCAUGAGUUUUGAGAUCAAGGAAGACGCCCUCCAGAAUCCGCCCAAGAAGAACAAACUUGACAGCCACGAGAGCUACUUUGGGUCGUAUGAAUGGCCAUCGCAAGAGUACACACGCUUCGAGCUGCUGGCUGGUCUCGAGCGUACAGCAGACGAGACUUCGCAAAUGAAGAUGGCCUUCUCACACUUGUCGGUCGUUCAGCAACUUGCACUUUCCAUGGACAGCGGCCUUGGAUGGAUGAGCGGACCUGACAAGUCGCUACGCAGUACGAUCUUGCAGCGACCUUCUCCUCUCUUUGGUUGUUCGCACGGCAUAGUGGACGCACAACAACAAGAGCGUAUCAGAUUGUGGGAGUCUAUCGAGUCCGCGCAUGUCAGAUUGGGUGCUUUGGACGACUUGAAGGAGGGCUCACUCGAACAUAUUGUCGCCAUGGUGCCUGGUGUUGCCGAUAACGAAGAUCACGACGGUACUGAGACAGGAGUCCUGUACAUCACUCCCCCCGACACACGCGACCAAUCAUCUCACGCCGAAGCUCAGAGACUGGAGUAUUCAAGAAGGCUUGAGAAAUUCAGUCCUGCCAGCCUAAACACUCACCAGAAGGAGUGGCUCUUGGAGGCCGAAUGGGCACAGAGAGCAUUCCUCACCACAUACAUGCUCGGCGUCGUAGACAACAGCUCGGUAUUUGACAAGGUGUCGGUCCUAAACUUUCGCGUCUCCAGCCAUCUGGUACCUUUGCUUUGUCGUCACGACUUCUGGACCGCUCUCCCAAAGUUGCAAGAGGUCAAACUUGCUGUCAUCCCUGAUUGGCGCACUGUUGAGAGAGAUGAGGCUGGGAUCGUCGAGACCAAGGACAUUGAUCCCUCGAUCGCCGUCGACAAGACAUACAGUCUGCUUCAAGACUUUAUCGGUGUUAGACCGAACAUUACCAAGCUCAACUUCUCCUGGGCUGCUGGUGGCGAGCACGCUGAAGGCAUCUUUGCUCGUAACCACCACAUCUUGCCUGCCCCCAUCACCGCCGUUGCUCGCUCCACAGCCACUGCUCCAAAGGAUGACGAACUCAUCGAUCUGCCACAUCUCAGAGAUCUUACUUUUUCUAACUGCUGGUUUACACCCGUCGCCAUCGUGGCGAUAGUCAAGAAGCUGCGCACAAAGACGCUCAAGAAGAUCAAGUUUGACUCUGUUUCGCUUACUGCUAUGCCACGCGGCAACAUUCCCAUAGCCAAUCCCAACAACCACCCCAUGGUUAAUCCGAACCUGUUUCCUCAACAAGCUCCGGGACCUGGCAUGAUGGUGAUUGGUGGUAAUUUCGCUGCCCAAUUCGGCGCCCAGGUCUGGCAAGGUCCGCCUCCGGGUAUGCCUGUCCAACAAUGGGCUCAGGCAAUGAUCCAUACUCUGAACGCCAUGACACAGCAGCAGGGUAUUGUACUUCAUCAGGUCCCUCAAGUUUGGACGAACCACCCGAUGGGACUGACGAUGCAGCAAAUUCAUGGCAUGUUGGCUGGACUUGCUGAUGGCAAUGGUCCACUGAUGCCUCAACCUGGAUUGCUCUAUCAGCUUCCUCAGCAGCAGCAGCAACAGCAGGCCGGCGCAGCCCAAUUCCCACAGAUUGGAGGCCCUCCACCAUUCCAAGCACCAGCUCUUCCUCAAGCUGCUGGCUGGCCUCUGCCUCCUCAGCCUGCAGUUCAUGCCGCUACUCCUCAGAUCAAUAAUGGACCUUGGUACGAGGGCCAUCGCGUUGGUUCAUGGGUCUGGGUGGUCGACAAGAUAAGUCCAGGGCCCACACUCGAGAUGUAUCAGCCGCGCGAUGAGUUUGAGCCGGUACCCGAACCACGCAACAAUGAGCUCGUGUCUGCCGAAUUCAAUUCAUGCGGUUACGUACAGCUUCGUGCUCCAACAUUCGGCGACCAGAACAACAUGGAAGCACCUGCUGCAUUCCGCAUGAGCCGCCACUUUGUCCGUCGCCAGAGCCUUCUAUCAUCCGCCAUGCUUGCUACCCAGGACAAGCUCCUUGGCUCGAUCGUACAGUACAUGUCUGAGCACGAAACGGAUGCUCUUCACCACGCAUGGGGUAUGACACUGGGCUGGAAUGAUGUAAAGCUCGCCGAAGAGGUCGAGUAUGAUGGCUACCUCACCGGAGGCACUGGCCGUUUCUCAGGAAGUGUGACCAAGGACUCGGUCAUGCAGGAGGCCUAUUCUGCUCAGCAUUCUUGA
This is a messenger RNA of Aureobasidium uvarum, 3447 nucleotides long. Lineage: Eukaryota; Fungi; Ascomycota; Dothideomycetes; Dothideales; Saccotheciaceae. The record is from the annotation of a GenBank genome assembly.